This is a messenger RNA of Thyridium curvatum, 2655 nucleotides long. RefSeq lists its product as uncharacterized. The record is from RefSeq and is a predicted model, not a curated record. Bases 1 to 2655 code for a protein of 884 amino acids. The transcript is spliced from 5 exons. NCBI's taxonomy places the organism in Eukaryota, Fungi, Ascomycota, Sordariomycetes, Thyridiales, Thyridiaceae.
AUGUCAGAGCAAUUCACACAGCAGCUGGAGGGCUACCUCCGUGAAUAUCACCCCAACAGGCUCAAUAUCCCCCCAGGGAGUGGAGCAGCACCCGGAAGCAGCAAGAACCCGGUCGUGGUCAUCGAAGGGGAUGAGAAUGUCAACCCCAACCCAGCUGGCGAGACCAAGACCAAGCCCGCAGCGACGAAGGCCGCUUCUUCUGGCACCAAGAAGCGCAAGUCUGACAGCGGAGAAGAGUUUGACAAGGAGCGCAUGUUUCCGGACGAGCUGAUUCACAUGGACGACGACGACCCGCGUCUCAGCCCGUACGUCACCGAAACCUGCAACGCGGUCCGGCGCAAGAUCAGGACUUUCAUCGAGACCGGCGCGAUGAAGGUCGGUGAGUUCCAGAAGAUGAUCGGCGUCAGCCCUGCUGCCUACGCCAACUUCAUGAACCGCACCGGAGCCCAUGACGGUGACGGCUGCGCCCUCUACUACAACGCGUCGAUCUACUUCCAGAAGCGCCAGGUGCUCGGUCUGCCUCUCAAGGGGCCCGGCGGCGCAAAGAAGGCCAAGACGGCCAAGUCGACCGGCGAGUCAGCCGGCGCUGCCCCCGCGGGUGGCAAGAAGAAGGAGGCCGAGGACGCGGCAGCUGUCCUCGACGUCAGUGGCAUUGAGCUGGACGGUGAAGACACCGGCUCAGUGCCCGUCUUCGACACCUGCGACGAGGUGCGAAAGAAGAUCCGGGCCCUCCUGACCAAGCACGACAUCACCCAGGCGGCCUUCGUGCGUGCGCUGGGAGAGGUGGCGCCGGAGGGCCGCAAGCCGUCCGCCGCGAACCUGCGCUAUUUCAUGGGCCAGAAGGGCCCGCGGUCGGGCAACACCUCGGGCGCCUUCUACGCGGCCUACGUCUUCUUCGAGAAGCGGCGCAUCAAGGACAACAAACCCAAGACCAAGUUCCGCCUGGACAUGGAGGAUGUCCAUGGCUGGCAGGGCAUGGAUGUGAUAAAUGGAGCAAACACGAGCUACAUCGUUUCUGCGCACAGCAGGCCGACAGGCAAACUAGGUAGCUACGAAAGUCAGCUCCAAAAACGGAAUCUUCGACUGCAAAGUUAUUAUGCUCAUCUCUCCUCACUGACAAGAAGAAAUAUCGCCAACAUGGGCGAGAGGCAUCAGCUUUUCGUCAUCGCCCGCGUUGGCAAAUACUACCGCUGCCUUGCAGUCGUUCACCAUCAGUGGCUCGAGGGAGAUGACGUUCUGGCUACCUGCCUGCGUCUGAUACGGAUCUUCAACGACCCAAGCAACCAGCCCGCCCUUGCAGAAGAGAUCAAGCUUGCCGAUGCCUUCUUCACCAGCCCUCCCAGCUCGGAGCGGCCUAGAUGCGACUGGGACGACUCUUCUGUUCAUUUUCCCUUCGUCAUGACAUGUCUCCUGGUCGGCACUUCCUAUGAUCCAGCGACUGACUGGGUUCAUUCUGCUUUGGUUGAGCCGCACAACAUGGGAUUCGACGGCGGAGACAACAACACCGGCAUCACGGUACUUGAUAUCACCCGUCCCGGGGGCACCCGAUAUUGCUUUGUGGGCCUACACUUCUCAGACACGGACAAGGCUCUGUCGGCCAGGGACUAUGCCGACACAUGCGAGUUCACGCCAGAUUCGGAUCUGCUCUGCCAAUUUGACACGCUGGGAGUGAAUACAACCGAAGUGCUUUCGCAGACAUGGCCAUACGGAAAAUGGUGCACCACCUCUACGGACGAAUCCUCGUCGACCGAGCAGGAUCCCAAGUCUACACGAGAGGUUGCGUCUCCAGACAAUCCAUCAAGCCUUGACCUGGGACGAUAUGCCAGAGCUUUCAGUAUGGAAGAACUUUCGACAGUCGGUGCAACGCAGGAGAUCGAGACACAUCCUAUUGUGCAGCUACUCUUCACGCGGCGGUUCGGUCCAGGCGUUAAUCCCUCGAUUCAGGAAGAACUUGGUUUCUCCUGCCGCCUCUUCCUUCAGGACAUGAAUAUGAGUCCAGUCCGGUUCACCAAUGCACUGCUUCAACUCAUUGGAGCAUGUUCGGCGACUGAUUGUUGCAUGCUCCCUGGCAGCAUCGCUUCCCACGUUGCCUACAUUCUUUCCACCAGCUCCUCUACGCUCGGCAGUACAGAUUUGGUAGAGAUUGGCCCCCUACCGGCAGAGAUCUACAAGAUUGCUCGUGAGCACCACCAUAACCUCAGCUCUAGGGGUCGGUACUACUGCUCGAUGAGAGACCUCAUGCCAGAGACUUGGACUGUCCUCGUCCAGAUGGACGCAGAUCACUUUGGUAGGAGAAUGGAUGCCACAGUCAAAAUCCGGUACGCAUUUGUGCGCGCACGCAAGCAAAUCAUUGCCAAGUGUGACGAUGAAAAGAAGCCUCCAGUCAUCGCCUCCUCGGACGUGGACAUCAUGGAUUUGGCAGGCUUCCUGACGGAGACUGGCGUUCCGGAUGGAGCCCGCGAUCUACAGCCGGCUCUACAGAGACUCGAAGAGAGGAUUGCCGACGCCGAGCUGAGAGACCCUGCCCGUGAUGGCGCAGGUGCUGACUUUGCUCUGUCCUUCAUGGGCACGGAUGAGGCUUGUCUUCUGCUAGGUCAACAUAUCGCGGACAAUGCGCGUGACAUCAACAUUACACCCCAGGCGCGGAGGCUGUAG